AUGGGUUCCUGCUCCUGCUACAAACCGACAUUACUCCUCAUCAUUGUUCUCACAUUCUUCUUUUCUCAAUCAUUCGCAUCACUUCCUUUCAUUUGGCCUCUCCCUGCUAAAUUCUCAUUCGGUAAUGAAACUCUUUCCGUUGAUCCAACACUUUCUCUCAUCGGAAACGCUGCUGACUCGCCAAUUGUUAAAGCCGGUUUUGAUAGAUUCAAAGGGAUAGUGUUCACUAACAACGGUUACACCUUCGGUUUUGUUACAACAGACAAAGCUGUUUACGAUGUUAAUCAGUUGAAUGUCGUUGUUCAUAACAAAACUGAAGAGCUUCAACUUGGAGUGGAUGAAAGCUAUAAUUUGUUCAUUAUAAAAGCAACUGGUUCUGGCAAAGUCACUAUUGAGGCAAAUACUGUUUUUGGUGCAUUGCGAGGAUUAGAGACGUUCAGUCAAUUGUGUUCUUUUGAUUAUUCAACGAAAAGAGUACAAAUAUACAAGGCACCUUGGUCCAUCCGAGACAAACCUAGAUUUCCUUUUCGCGGCCUCAUGUUAGAUACAUCAAGACACUAUUUACCGGUUAAUGUUAUUAAGCAGAUAAUUGAAUCUAUGUCAUAUGCCAAACUUAAUGUUUUACAUUGGCACAUCGUAGACGAACAAUCAUUUCCUCUUGAAGUACCUUCAUAUCCGAAUUUGUGGAAAGGUUCAUAUUCAAAGUGGGAACGAUACACAGUUGAGGAUGCAUAUGAAAUUGUCAACUUUGCCAAAAUGAGAGGUAUAAAUGUGAUGGCAGAAGUGGAUGUCCCUGGUCAUGCAAAGUCAUGGGGUAUUGGAUAUCCAGAUGUUUGGCCAUCGCCCUCGUGUAUGAGCCCACUCGAUGUUUCAAAGCAGUCUACCUUUGAUGUACUUUCUGGCAUUAUGACAGAUAUGAGAAAAAUAUUCCCCUUUGAACUAUUUCACUUGGGUGGUGAUGAAGUGGAUACAGAUUGUUGGACCAAUACUUCUCGUGUGAAUAAGUGGCUUCAGAAUCACAACAUGACUGCUAACGAUGCUUACAAAUAUUUUGUACUGAAAGCUCAACACAUAGCUCUUUCGAAAAACUGGAGUCCUGUGAACUGGGAAGAAACCUUCAAUACGUUUCCGACAAAGCUCCAUCCACGAACUGUAGUGCAUAACUGGUUGGGCGCCGGUGUUUGCCCGAAGGUUGUUGCAAAAGGCUUGAGGUGUAUUUUCAGUAACCAGGGUGUAUGGUAUCUUGACCAUGUAGAUGUACCUUGGGAUGUUGUCUAUAACGCCGACCCAGUAGAAGGAAUACAUGAAGCUUCUGAACAAAAACUUGUGCUUGGAGGAGAAGUUUGCAUGUGGGCUGAGGUAGUUGAUACAUCGGAUAUUCAGCAAACAAUAUGGCCUCGGGCUGCUGCAGCCGCAGAACGUUUGUGGAGUCCGAGACAAUUUACGACAGGUAGAAAUGGUAACUUAACUGCAUUACCGCGACUGCAAUACUUCAGAUGUCUGCUGAAUAGAAGAGGGGUUGCAGCUGCUCCUGUCACAAAUUUUUAUGCUAGAAAUCCUCCUACUGGACCAGGUUCAUGCUAUGGGCAAUAA
Molecule: messenger RNA, 1593 nt
Organism: Lathyrus sativus (Indian pea)
Lineage: Eukaryota; Viridiplantae; Streptophyta; Magnoliopsida; Fabales; Fabaceae
Source: the annotation of a GenBank genome assembly